AUGAUACGUAAAAGCACUGCGAAACAAAAAAAUAGUGACUCAAAGUUCAUUCCAUACGGCGUUUCAAAAGCCUUUAAGGAAGCUGUUAGUUCUACACCAGCUCCUUCGUCUUCUUCAAACUCAACUUCUGUUCCCACCAACCUUGAUUUAGAAAUUAUCCAAGAAGUUUUUAGCUCAUUAUCAGAAAAAAAAUGGAGUUUGAAUAUUUUGACAUAUCUAAAAUUAUUACUCCUAACAAAAUUUCACCAGUCAAAACUUUUAGAUUCUGAUAAACAUCUUGAAGACAAUGAUAUGGAAAAAGACCUUAAAGAUUUCACAGUUGUUACCAAGGCUACCCCUUUUGCAGUUGCUAGUCAUAUCAAGUUUACAUCCAAAGAAAAGAACAACAGCAAAAUUAUUCUCGCUAUCAAUAAUGUUUUUGCUCAAAAAGACGAUUUUCGAGAAGUUUCAAUUCGUCAUGUAAAUUUGACGUAUCGACACUUUCUGUGA
Funneliformis geosporum is the source of this 489-nucleotide messenger RNA. The record is from the annotation of a GenBank genome assembly. Lineage: Eukaryota; Fungi; Glomeromycota; Glomeromycetes; Glomerales; Glomeraceae.